AUGUUCUCCCGCGCCAGCACCAGCGCCGCUCAUGGCGCCAGGUCUGUCCAUCUUGUCUCGAGGGGCUGUCGUCCUCUCGCCGCCGCCGCCUCGUCGCCAGUCCCUGGCGGCGUGUUUGCGAGUGUAAGUGUGACUGCCGAACGCUGUUACUCGACCGAAGUAUCAGGCGGCAAUGUCAAGAACAUCGCCGUCAUAGGCGGCGGUAUCACCGGGUUGUCGACGGCGCACCACCUCGCCAAGUUUGCCCCCAAGGGAACUUCCAUCACGCUCUACGAAGGGAGCGCCCGGCUAGGCGGGUGGUUGGAUACUCAGAAAGUCGAGUUUACGCACGAUGGCAAGAAGAAAUCCAUCCAGUUCGAGAGGGGGCCUCGCACCUUGCGGAGCUACGCCUCGGAGACGUGGAGGCUUGAUGAUUUGGUGAUUUACGGUCUUCUUCUCGACCUCGGUAUUGAACCCUCGUUCCAUCAUGUCUCGGGCCGAUACUUCUGCCUCGACGGCAAGAUUGUUUCCCCGACCAUGGCGAACCUCCUCGCCGACCAGAAACUGCGGAAGGUGUGGUUACCCGUUCUGAAGGCCUGGUUCCGGAUGAAGCGGAAGCGUCUCGGCACUUUCGAUGCCAUGCAAAGCAAGCAGCCGCCCAAGGACAUGUCCGUGGGCGAGUUCAUACGUAUGCUCGGCGGAAAGUCACCUCUCUUGGACCAGCUUGUCUCUGGAGGCCUGCACGGCAUCUGGGGAGGAGACAUCGACCGCCUAUCAAUGCCGAUGGUACUGCCCAAGUUUUGGUAUAAUUUCUGGUACAAGGAGAGCCGGAGCAACAUUCACCUGCCAGAAUCCGAGACUCGCUUGCUUCAUUACCUCCUCGCCGACGGGGCCGACGAGGUUCGAGCCCAGGAGAUUGUGAGGUUGGUGAAGCAAAGCCGCAAGGGCAACUUGAUGACCUUGCCUGGCGGCAUGUCUUCGCUGCCCAAAGCUAUCGCCGAGAAUCUGGGACAGAUGUCCGAUGUCACCAUCAACCUCGGCCAGCCUGUUACGGGCCUUGAAUAUGACGAGUCUAAUGACCAAAUCUUGCUCUCGACGUCCAAGACGACCUCUCCGAUGCGAUACGACAAGGUCAUCUCCACAAUUAACGCCAAGCACUUAUACCAGAUCGCCCCUGCGGAACUCCCAUCCCUCGCAGGGUCCGAAUCCGUCACCAUCACAGCCGUGAACCUUUUCUACCCCAAGGAAGGGUUGAACCACCCUUAUCGUGGGCUAGGCUACCUCGUCCCUCGCAAUGACGAGUCGUACCACGACAAGAACGGCCUUCUCGGUGUCUUCUUCGACUCGGACGCCUUGCCCAACGCCGCCGCAGAACCCAAGGGCACCAAGCUCUUCGUCCUCCUUCGAGGUUCACACGCUGAAGCAGACGCCGUCGCCACUGCCCGGGCCGUCCUGCGCGACCACCUAGGUAUCAACCCCUCCGAGCCAUGUGUCGCUCUCGCCCGCGUCAACGCCGACUGCCUCCCCCAGCACAACGUGGGCCACCGCGACCGCAUGGCUAAGGCGGACGCGGAGCUCGCUUCCGCCUUCCGGGGCCGUCUCGCCGUCGCAGGACCGUCAUACGCUGGCGUCGGCAUAGCCGGCUCCAUCCGCGCCGGCUUUGACAUCGCGUCCCAUACUCUCGGUGCUCUCGAGGGCCAUGUAGGAUCUACAGGCCUUGCUGAGUUCGGGGAGCAUGACGUGACCCCCGUUGACUACCUCUCGCGGGAGUCUCUGGCGUGGAUUGGGAGAAGAGUCCGUCCCGAGACACCAUUGUGGUGGCACCUCAUUCGGUAG
Molecule: messenger RNA, 1815 nt
Organism: Sodiomyces alkalinus F11
Lineage: Eukaryota; Fungi; Ascomycota; Sordariomycetes; Glomerellales; Plectosphaerellaceae
Product: Protoporphyrinogen oxidase
Exons: 3
Coding region: 1-1815 (604 amino acids)
Biological process (GO): heme biosynthetic process
Cellular component (GO): mitochondrial inner membrane
Molecular function (GO): protoporphyrinogen oxidase activity, oxygen as acceptor
Source: RefSeq, a predicted model, not a curated record